GUGCGUGCGUGUGUGCGCGUGCGCGCGCGCCGGUGACUCGUGCACGCUGCUGAAACUCCAGCAGGUUGCCCAUCCAUCCCCCUGCACAAGCGGAGCUCCGAGUCGCUGCAGUUCCUCCGUUUGAUAGCAGAAGAACAUCUGCACAUCAGCUGGAAAACGAUUAAAAAAAGCACGAGCGCUGUGAGGCUGUGGAUUACAGAGUUACUCUGGACACCCGGAGUUCCUCCACCAGAGCCUGAGGAGAAGAUCUCAGCGGUGGAUUUGGGAGAAAAAUGUUUCUCUCCCAUCAGUACCGAGCGGUCUUGUUUGUGUCGCUGUUGGCUUUGCAGAUGUGUGAUGACGGCAUGCAGGGCUGCGUAGACAAGCAGAGGGUGAUGGACGUGCUUCGGCAGAUGGAGAAAUUUUUAAAGGGACAGGAGAUCCGGUUUACAGAGGGUCUCAGGAUAAUGAAGUCCAAACUCACCAGCCUUCAGAACUCAGUGUCCAAGUUUCCACAAGCAGACCAAUCUUCACCUAUAUCUACAUGUCCUGCUCUGGAAGUACCAGCUGAUGGGAAGAAGUUUGGCUCCAAGUACCUAGUUGGACAUGAAGUGCACUUCACAUGUUCCUCAGGUUAUUAUCUGGUGGGCUCAGCAACACGUGUAUGUCAGGAGAAUGGCAGCUGGAGUGGAGUCAGUGCGCUCUGUAAAGUGGGACAGUGUCCCCCUGUUGCCACCCGCAGGCUGAAGCCUAAUGCCCCCUCGCCCCCCCUCUCACGUUCAGCCCCUCCGGAGUGGAGUGUAGUGGACGAUCCGGAGUUUAGCCGUAAACCUCGGUGCGUUAAAGUGGACCGAGCUCAGCACUGCAGCUGUGACGCAGGAUUCCACAUGAGCGCCACCUCACACAGCACCAUCUGUCAGGAUGUAAACGAGUGUGAGGUGUUUAAAACGGACAGCGGGUUACUGUGCGCUCACACGUGCGUGAACAUCCCGGGCUCCUACCGAUGCUCCUGCCCUGCUGGAUACAAGCUGCUCGCAGACGCCAGGAGCUGUGAGGAUGUGGAUGAGUGUCUUACACAAGAGCAUAACUGCAGCCGUGGCACCACUUGUGUCAACACCGGAGGAGGUUUCCAGUGUGUGAAUCCAGAGUGUCCACACGUGCCAGGAAAUAUCAGCUACGUGAAGACGUCGCCUCUUCAGUGUGAGAGGAACCCCUGCGCCAUGACCAGCCGCACCUGCCACCUGGCCCCGAAAACAGUUUCCUAUCACUUCCUGUCUCUGCCUUCCAACCUCCAAACCCCGGCCACGUUGUUCCGCAUGGCCACAGCGACCGCUCCUGGAAGGCCGGGACCCGAUAGCCUGCGCUUCGGCAUCGUGGAGGAAGGAGACGCACGGGGAAUGUUCAUCAUGCAGCGCUCAGACCGCCAGACCGGAGAACUGAUCCUCGUCCAGACGCUGCUCGGUCCACAGGAGCUCAGCGUGGACGUGGAAAUGGCCGAGUAUUCGGAUCGCACCUUCCAGGCGAAACACCUCGCCCGGGUCCAUGUGCUCAUCUCUCCAUACGAGUUCUGAUGGAGGACGAGGAGAAGAUGUUCUACACACGCGAGCUUUUGUCCUUUCAGUUCUCACUUGAAACUGGUUUUGUGGUAAAAGCAGCUUUUUCUUAACUGAAAUGAAAUCUUUGUAAAUAUCAAACCGAUUUUCUGUCACUUUAAUCAAAUACAAAAUCUCUGCUCUCAGAAAUCUCUGUACUUUUAUAUCAGAUUCUCUGGAUUUUUGUGUGUUUUAGAUUUUUACUGAAUCAUUUGGAAUCUCGAUCAGAGCUGUUUUUAAUACCACAAAGAAAAAAAACAUCAGAUGUGAACCCAUUUAAUGUACUGUAUAUACUGAAGACCGUUUCUCAGCUCUCAUGUGAAUUAAACAAGAUCAAAAAUGGA
This is a messenger RNA of Silurus meridionalis, 1915 nucleotides long. RefSeq names its product fibulin-7. The record is from RefSeq and is a predicted model, not a curated record. Gene Ontology annotation, molecular function: calcium ion binding. Lineage: Eukaryota; Metazoa; Chordata; Actinopteri; Siluriformes; Siluridae. The transcript is spliced from 7 exons. Bases 273 to 1550 code for a protein of 425 amino acids.